Messenger RNA from Amblyraja radiata (thorny skate), 625 nucleotides. It is a transcript of the gene cisd2, whose product is annotated as CDGSH iron sulfur domain 2. Gene Ontology annotation, biological process: regulation of autophagy; autophagy of mitochondrion. The record is from RefSeq and is a predicted model, not a curated record. NCBI's taxonomy places the organism in Eukaryota, Metazoa, Chordata, Chondrichthyes, Rajiformes, Rajidae. Gene Ontology annotation, cellular component: mitochondrial outer membrane; intracellular membrane-bounded organelle. Gene Ontology annotation, molecular function: 2 iron, 2 sulfur cluster binding. The transcript has 5 exons. The coding region runs from base 28 to 435 and encodes 135 amino acids.
CAGAGUACAUGGGGGCACUCGGCAGCCAUGGUGCUCGACGCUCUGGCGCGCAUCGUCAAGGUGCAGCUGCCCGCCUACCUCAAGCGCAUCCCCCUGCCCAGCUCCCUGCACGGAUUCACUCAGCUCACCGUUGUAGAAUGGCUGCGGCUGCUGCCGUUUCUCGGUGUCCUGGCACUGCUGGGGUACCUGGCCAUUCGGCCCUUCAUUUCCCGGAAGAAGCAGCAGAAGGAUAGCUUGAUCAACCUGAAGAUCCAGAAGGAAAAUCCCAAGGUGGUGAAUGAGAUCAACAUCGAGGACCUGCAGUUCACCACGGCAGCCUACUGCCGGUGUUGGCGAUCCAAGACGUUUCCUGUAUGUGACGGGUCUCACAAGAAGCACAAUGACCUGACCGGAGAUAACGUGGGUCCAUUGAUAAUUAAGAAGAAAGAAGUAUAAACAUUUUUAUUUUCUUUAGUACUGUGAUGUGUUGAUCAUGUGAUGUAAAGAUUUUCUAAACUGCAAUCUUGAAUAUUCACUGUCCAGUAAAUAUACCUUUACAAGUUGUAAAGCUUUGUCACUAACGUCAGUUGUAACUAUAAUUGGUGCAUUCGAUGGUUUUUCAUUAAAAAAUUACUGAUUAAACCUG